This is a messenger RNA of Paramecium pentaurelia, 1744 nucleotides long. The record is from the annotation of a GenBank genome assembly. NCBI's taxonomy places the organism in Eukaryota, Ciliophora, Oligohymenophorea, Peniculida, Parameciidae.
AUGUAACCAUCCAAUAAAAGCUUAGAAGAGUAUUAAGAAGAAAGAAUGAAAUUUACAAACUCUUGGACUUUCAUGAUGACUGCUCUAGGUUUUGCUGCAGGAUUCGGAAGUGUAUGGAGAUUUCCUUAUUGUAUGAUAAUAAACACUAUAUAGUGGUUUUUAAGAAUGGAGGAGGAACAUUUCUAAUUCCUUACUUUCUUCUUGUAUUCACAUUAGCCAUUCCAUUAUUCUUUCUUGAAGUUGGACUUGGAUAAACAAAAGGCAUGGGAUUUGCACAUCUAAUUGCCUCAGAAAAACCAAAAUUAGCAGGUUUUGGAUUUAUUGGCAUCAUAAUAGCCUCUUAUGUUUCUACAUAUUAUGUAUUUCUCAUUUAAUCAUAGAAUUUAAUCAUGGCUUAUUCAUUUAGAUUUUUAUGGGAUUCAUUCAAAUAUCCUUUGCCUUGGUUAGAAAGUAUAAUAAAUGAGGAAUAACCUUUUUCUAAGAACUAUUUUUAUGGUGAUAUUCUUCACAUAUCAGAUUCAAUCACAAACAUAAGUAUUAAUUUUUAAUAUUUAAUAAUAGAUGAAAUAGUAUGGAGUUUACUUAUUGCGUAUAUAGUUUCAUUAACAAUUGUCUAUUUUAUUAUUAAGUAUUUACUAUUGUAUAUUAUUAACUAGAGAAGGAGUUGGUACUUCAGGAAAAAUAGCAAUAGUGACAGCCACAUCUCCUUAUAUUUUAUUAGUGAUAUUAUUAAUAAGAGGUUUAAUGCUUGAAGGUUCUAGUGAAGGAAUUUAUUAUUUAUUUAAACCAGACUUUGUUAAAUUAUUUAAUCCAUCUGUUUGGGUAGAUGCUGCAAAUUAAGUCAUUUUUCAAAUGAAUGUUGGUUUGGCAAUUCUAUGUUUAUAUGGUAGUUAUAGAAAGAAGGAUGACAAUCUACCUAAUUUCUCUUAUGCUAUUCCUAUAAUUACUGCAUUAUGUGGUAUGCUUGCAGGAUUAGUUGUUUUUAGUUAUAUUGGACAUGUUAGUUUUAAAUUCAACAUUCCUAUAGAUGAAUUACCUGUAAAUAUCAAAAAUAUAAUUAGUUAUCUGGUCCUGAUUUGGCAUUUGUCUUAUAUCCAGCAAUUUUAGCUUAAAUGCCUAUGCCAAAUUUAUGGUGUAUUUUAUUCUUUUGUGUUUUGGUUUUAUUGGGAGUUGAUACUUAAUUUGGAUUUGUAGAUUUGAUUGCUGGAACAAUUGAGGAUGCUUGUUUAGGUGAGGUGUUUUUAUUUGGAUAUAAGUUGACAGUUCAAUAAGUGAGAUUAGGAAUUUGUAUUGUAUUAGGAAUUUUAGGAUCAAUUUAUUGUACUGAUAUUGGAUUUUAUCUACUUGAAUUUGUAGAUUUAUAUGGAACUACAAUAUCUUUUAUGGGAGGAUUAUUAUUUGAAGUUUUUUAUUUUGGAAAUUAACAAAGAUUUAAUUAAUUCAAAAAGGAUUUAGAAUAAUGUAAUAUUUAGAUCCCAAAAUUUAUUGAAUUCUCUAUUACUAAACUCUGUCAUUACACAGUUGUAAUUCUAUUAAUAAUAUCUGUGAUUUAAUAAAUUAAAGGAUCUUUGAGUUAUAAUGGAUUUUUUAUUGUUGUUGGAUGGUUUAUAUCUUUUUUACCAUUUUUAUGGGCUCUAUUAAUAUAUUUAUAGUAAAUGUUUUAUUUAUUCAUAAUUUUAGGAAAAGAAAUGAAAAAGAAGAAAAGACUGAAGAUGUUGAACUAAACUUACUAGAAAAAAAUUGA